Messenger RNA from Sclerotinia trifoliorum, 1513 nucleotides. The record is from the annotation of a GenBank genome assembly. NCBI's taxonomy places the organism in Eukaryota, Fungi, Ascomycota, Leotiomycetes, Helotiales, Sclerotiniaceae.
UGUGAGAUUGUUCCUGAAUUUGGAUCGUAUAUCCAUAUAUAUAUAUCCACUCCCUCGUCAUUUGUAUCCCCGAGCUACCGGAAAGAGCGAACCAAGAGCUUCCCCAUUAAUUUUACAUGACACUAGUCUAAAAGCCCCCUAUUAUCAUUAUCAUUAUUAUUAUUAUUUCUCUUUCAAGCUGCCAAUCUCCAAUCUCCAAUCUCUGAAAACAGAGAAAGAGAGGAUCCGCAUCAAACUUAUUACGAUUCAGUAACAAAUACAAGAAGAAGCCCAGAAUUUUGGAAUCUUGGUAUCUCGACGUCUUCUACUUCUUCUACUUCUCUUUCGCAAAAUCUUCCAAUUUUUAACUGCUGGAUUUUUCAUAUCUUCUAUCCUCAGAACAUUCCAUAACCAACCCCAAUAUCGUACCUGAAGAUCUCAUUUGCCGGUAAACUUUAAGCUACAGCCCUAUCUUCAAAUAGCUUCCUUCAGUCCCUUCAACAUUACAAUCAUGUCCGACGCCGAACUCGAUAGUCAAUUUGUGCCAAAUGGCAGGCCACAGUCGUAUGUUUCAUCAUUCUGAAAGCUGUGUUAUAUACUGAUGGAUAUUUAGUCAAAUGGCACGAUCAUUCGCUCUCGCUUUGGAUGACUUGUUCAAGCUUGACAACACUGAUGGUCUCGACGCUAUAGUCACAGAGAAGUAAGCCCCCUCAUUAUUCUCACAUACCACUCAAAUUUACCACUUCAGCAAUACUAACAAUGCAUUUUUUUGUCUAUUAGAAAGAAUGAGAUAUCCACAAAAACCUCCGAACUCGAAGAGUUAGAAGCCAGACUUAAAGCGACCGAGGAAAGAUUAAGAGCCAAACAAGCAGCAGUAACUCCGAGCAGCUCCCCACCAGGGAAAUCAAACUCCCAACAACAACGCUCUAUGAUGGAUCCUGUAAGCCCAUUAGAACCGAAAUUUGUGAACAAUCACCCAUCGCGGGGUGCUGAAACCAGCAGGAUGAAUCACCCAUCCAGGCCAGCUGCCCCAAGACAAGACCAAUCAUACACAACAGCUCUAGCAUCACAUAUUCCAGGAGAUUUACCACCCACUCCAGGGGCUAGUGAAGGUGAAUACGAAUCCGAUGAUGGGAAAAGGACCAGUGCUGACUAUGUAAUCGUUACCAAAGAUGGAGAUGUUCCACGGGCAGGUACCGAAUGAAUACGAUUAGUAUUAUUACACAACUUUAUACAUUCAACCCGCGUUGGGUCAUCGUACCAUUAUCGUUAUUGCUACAGCCGCACUCAUUAUUCUCCGACUGGUGGAUCAUUCAAUUGUUUGACCACAUCGUUACAUUCCUGGCGUUACCGGUUCCGGUUCCUGAACUCGACUUUGAUUACUGUCCCAUCUCCGAUUUUGAGAUACGAGCGAUGGAUAUCAGAAGAUGGGUUUGCGGGGUUUGCGUUGUAUAUACCAUGGACAAUUCCUAUAGAGAGAAGGAUCUUCUGGAUUUGGGUUCAAUCGAUUAAUGUUUACAGAAGAGUAUUGCUA